This is a messenger RNA of Syzygium oleosum, 1770 nucleotides long. RefSeq names its product basic leucine zipper 9. Gene Ontology annotation, biological process: regulation of DNA-templated transcription. Gene Ontology annotation, molecular function: DNA-binding transcription factor activity. The transcript has 6 exons. The coding region runs from base 415 to 1383 and encodes 322 amino acids. Lineage: Eukaryota; Viridiplantae; Streptophyta; Magnoliopsida; Myrtales; Myrtaceae. The record is from RefSeq and is a predicted model, not a curated record.
UCAGUGAACGUGAAACAAGUAGAUUAGCGGUUAAAUUCCUCGAGCUCGAAAGAUGAGGCAAUGGCGUGAAACUUUUAUUUCUUUUCAAGCGUCUCCUUCUGCAAAAAGGGAGGGAACGAUUGGUCAUGCUGAUACUUCCUCCUCGUCCUCCUCCUCCUUCCUUCGCCUCUAAGUACCCUGCCAUUACAUCCACGUAGAUAAGACUUUAAUCGACUGUGCCAAGACCAAGAAAAGUGACUCUUUCUCAUGCUUUGGAAAGAGUAUUUCUAAAACCCAACGUGCCAUCCACUUCCUCUCUAUAAAGGCAGGAGUGAGAGCAGGGUUUUGAACCCUCCUAGCCCUCCUGGUACUACUUAACUGGUUCUUCGGUCUGGAUUGGAAUUGGAGUUAGAAGUCCAAGAGAAUUUAGAGAACAUGGAGGAGGGAAAAGCAGGGGGAGGAGGAGCAGCUGAGAAGAUGAAGAGAAGCGCAUCAGAGUUGGCGCUGGACGAGUUGCUGCAGAUCAUGAUGAUCGGCCCCCAGGACCAUCCUCCUCUUCAUGACUAUUGUUAUGACAGUCCUCAUUCUACUAUUACAAGCAUCACAGAUGCUCCUCCUCUCUCACUUCACAAUUGGGAGAUCAGCGGUCCUGGUAGUGAUCAUCAACAUGACAUGGCCCCGACAACCUCUCCCUGGUAUCACAGUUUUACCAAGCACUCCCCUCCUGAUUCUAACUCGUCCAUUUUCGUUGGAAGAAGUACAUCAUCGGCUAAUAAGCCUAAAUAUAGAGAUAUCCAAGCAAGAGAAGCCACAAGUGGUUCAUCCCGCCAACACUCGGAUGAAGAUGAUGCUGCGACGGAGGCAGAUCCAUUCGAACGGACCGCAGAUGCUAUUGAUCUCAAGCGCAUUAGAAGGAUGGCUUCCAACAGGGAAUCUGCUAAAAAAUCGCGUAAAAGGAAACAAGCACACCUAGCUGAUCUUGAAAUACGGGUUGAGCAACUUAGAGGAGACAAUUCUUCUUUGUUUAAGCAACUAUCAGAUGCUGUGCAGCACUACCGCCAUGCUUCUACAAAUAACCGAGUGCUGAAAUCUGAUGUGGAAGCAUUAAGAGCUAAGGUGAAGCUGGCUGAAGAUAUGGUGGCUCGAGGCUCUUUUCCUUCUAGCUUGAAUCAUAUUUUGCAAACUUUGGAUCCCCAACGUUCAAUUAGUACUCGUGAUCUUAGUGCUGUGGCAAAUGUUUCUCCUACAAUCACUGUCCAAGGGGAUAAUGACUCUUCAACUGGGUUGAUAGUUCCCAUGCCAAAUUCUUGCCUAGGAGUUGAAAACAGCAAUCCUAAUAAUAGCAACUUCACAAAUGGAGUCAUCCAUGAUUCUGUAAGCUGUGUGUCUGGGAUUUGGUCCUAAAAUUCUCACGCUCUGUUCUGUUUGAAUUAGGUAAGUCUUUUAUCCUGCCAGUCCUGAUAGUCCUCUCAAAAGAUUUGUCUUGGGUGGUUUCUUCUUGUACUCAGGCUGUCCCUUAAGUUUAAAACAAGCUCCAGGGCAGACUUGAGAUGUCAGAAGACUGAAGGACAAGUUGGCAUUUUUUCUGUCUGUUGUAUCAAUUAAGUGAUGUAUUGCGACUAUAUGUUUUUAAAAAGCUCCAACUCAUGUGAUGUUAAACUGUUGUCUUUUUUGAACAUUUGUAGUUUCUUUUCGCAUUGAUGUUACAAAGUAGUUCUAUUUCCAGGGCUAGACUCUGUAAUAGACUUUUCAUGCAUUAGCAGCUUAAUCUUAGCUGGAAACUGUCUCCAA